UAUAAGCCGGGCGUUCCAGCGGACAGCAGUGGGUCAGGCUCUCAGAGGACCUGAGCCAUGUGAAUGGACAGAAGAGGGACAGAAGGGGAAGAGAAGAGCCUCCAUUACUGCUGUAAAUCCAGAAAACAACAACAGCCAGUCCUGCUGAAGGAUUAGCUCCUUGUCCCUGCUGAGACCUCAUCAAUCCUGCCAGCCCAGAGUGUUGGCUCCUCCAGACUCUUCCCGUGUCGACUGCUCUCUCCUACAUCCCCAGCAUGGACGUCCCCUCGGCGAUGGUGCUGCCCCUGCUGAUCGUCUUUGCAGCAGGGGUGUACUACAUCUACAACGAGGUCAUGCACUUCAUGUCCAAGUCCAUAGCGCGAAACAAAGUGGUGGUGAUCACCGAUGCUGUGUCUGGUGUGGGAACAGAGUGUGCCCAUCUCCUCCACAAGGCUGGCGCAAGGCUGGUUCUCUGUGGGACUGGCUGGGACAAGCUGGAGUCCCUGUACGACGCUCUGACUAGCGGUGCCAACCCCAGGGAGACAUUUGCUCCAAAGCUGGUGAUCCUGGAUUUCAGCGACAUGGACACCAUGGACGAAGUGGUGGCCGACUUGAUCGACUGUUACGGCUGCGUGGACGUGCUGAUCUGCAACAGCAGCAUGAAGCUGAAAGCCCCUGUUCAGAACGUCUCCCUAGAACAGGACAGGAACAUCAUGGACAUCAACUACUUUGGCCCGAGCAGCGUUGCCAAAGGUGUUCUUCCAACAAUGAUCUCAAGACGAUCGGGGCACAUUAUACUGGUCAACAGCGUCCAAGGAAGACUGGCUGUCCCUUUCAGAAGCUCAUACGCGGCCUCCAAACAUGCUGCGCAGGCUUUCUUUGACUGCCUGAGGUCUGAGGUGGGGGAGUACGGGAUCAUCGUCAGCACCAUCAGUCACUCUUUCAUAAACGCCUCCGAUGCGUCACCUGUCAAAGGACCUGCUCCGAAACAAAGCGCCUUGGCCGCAUUUAUCAACAGCCAGUUGGCCCACGGAGUACGCCCGUCGGUUCUGGCCAAUGAGAUCGUGCAAACGGUGAACAGGAAGAGGAAGGAGGUUGUGCUGGCCCACCCCAUCCCCAGGGUGGCCCUCUACCUCCGCUCGCUCUUCCCACCCUUCCUCUUCGCUGUGCUGGCGGCGGGAGUGAAGGACUCGGUGCAGGCGGAGCAGAUGCAGUAGGAGAAGGAGACGACACCAGACCUGUGAAGUAAAGCACAGCUCUUUUGGAAAGUGUAUGCUCUGAAAGCUCCAGGAUGUUUUGUGAAAACACUUGAUGUCUGUUAAAGAGUUGGUUUUUAAGAACUGCUAAAACAUGAUGGAACAGAACUUUUUGGCCUAUUUGGGGCAGAAAAAAAACAGACUUUAGAUUAGCAUAAGCAUUUGCUAGAAAAAAGCGAAACAAACUAAGCCACAAUACUCCUGAGCAUGUGUCAUUGCGUGUCUGCUGUAUGGUGAAGGGCAAAGAUUAGACAGUUUCCUAAGAAAUUACUCAUUGUGAGGCCUUGUUUUAUUAUAAUGUCUGUAAUAAAUGUCUUCAAUCAAAUAACGACAAUCCAAUAAUCCUGCUAUGCUGCCCCCUACAGGCUAGAUUCAGACUUGGCUUGUUCUGAGAGAACAGAGCAGUUCUAGUCUUAAAAGACAAAUACAAACAUGAUAUAGACAUACUUAUUAAAUUGCAAUGUUUUAUUCUUUUCAUGACAAAAGAAGAAAAAAAAGUUUUGUGAAUGAUUACAAGAAACUGUAGAGGCACCUCUUGUGUACCACCGGAUACAAGCAUCUGAGUCAUGGGGGGCUCCGGUCAGGAAGUGCUGGAGAUGAUUUUAAAACAAAAGCUUAAAUAACUGUAAUAAAUGAUCAUCUUGUUCACAGUAUGUUUUCAGUACGAUUAGUAACGGUUGUGUAGUGAGUGGAGGGGGCGUGGCCUCCUGCGACUGUAGCUGAGCACAAGGACUCAUGGAACCAUGUUUGGCUCAGAAUUACUAUUUUAUUGGUGUUAUGCUUAGACAACUUAAUGCUCAUCUCGUGCAGUUGGAGUUUCAGUUCAGCUUGUUUUUGAGUUUCAUCUGUAAUAUGACAUCGCAAUUAAGGGUCGUGUUCAAAGUAAUGGGACCCGGUUGCUGUUUGUGUUCUGACUGUUCUGAUUGAUGCUAAUAAAGCCAUAUCUGCUG
Messenger RNA from Cololabis saira (Pacific saury), 2185 nucleotides. It is a transcript of the gene dhrs7cb, whose product is annotated as dehydrogenase/reductase (SDR family) member 7Cb. Gene Ontology annotation, cellular component: sarcoplasmic reticulum membrane. The transcript has 7 exons. Gene Ontology annotation, molecular function: all-trans-retinol dehydrogenase (NAD+) activity. Gene Ontology annotation, biological process: regulation of release of sequestered calcium ion into cytosol by sarcoplasmic reticulum. Lineage: Eukaryota; Metazoa; Chordata; Actinopteri; Beloniformes; Belonidae. Bases 255 to 1196 code for a protein of 313 amino acids. The record is from RefSeq and is a predicted model, not a curated record.